AUGAGUGAUGGUCAAAUCCUGGAUCAAGCAGAGGCAAUGUGGCUAGCCGAGUGUCGUGUUCCGUUCCGGUAUCCGCAUGCAUGGAAGAUCUUGCGCGAGUCCAAGAAAUUUGCAAGUCUCGGUGAGGAUGUUCACUCCGAUGUCCAUUCGGACAAACGAUCAAAGGGCUCCGACGGUCUUCCCACAACGACUUCUAGCGACGCGAGUAUCUCCACCCGGCCCCAAGGGCAAAAGGCGGCCAAGAGAGACAAACGGAAAGGCAAGAAAAAGACCGAAGAGACGUCGGAGGAUAACCAAAAAGCUCUCGGGUACAUGGAUGGGGUUCACACGUUCGGUGGUGAAGCCGUUGGUGGUGACGACGUCGGUGGUGAUGUAGAAGGUGGUGAAGUCGUCGGUGGUGAUGCCGUUGGUGGUGACGAUGUCGAUGGUGAUGUUGUCGGUGGUGACGAUGUCGGUGGGGAAGUUGAAGGUGGUGAUGCCAUCGGUGGUGAAACCGUCGGUGGUGAAGGUGUAGGUGGUGAAGCCAUUGGUGGUGACAAUGGCGGUGGUGAUGUAGAUGGUGGUGAAGCCGUCGGUGGUGAAGCGGUUGGUGGAGAUGCCAUCGGGGGUGGGGAUGUCGUCGGAGGGGCUAAUGUCGGUGGAGAUGCUGUUGGUGGUGAAGCUGUCGGUGGUGAUGCCGUUGGUGGUGAUGAUGUCGGUGGUGAAGGAGUUGGUGGUGAUGAGGUUGGUGGUGAAGCCAUCGGUGGUGUUGAUGUCGGUGGCGAAGUUGUAGGUGGAGAUGACGAAGGUGGUGAUGACGAAGGAGGAGAUGACGUUGGUGGUGAUGUCGUUGGCGGUGGUGAAGGUGUCGGUGGCAAUGUCGUCGGUGGUGAAGCCAUCCGGCUCCAAUAUGCCUCUCCCUUCUGA
Molecule: messenger RNA, 906 nt
Organism: Salvia miltiorrhiza (redroot sage)
Lineage: Eukaryota; Viridiplantae; Streptophyta; Magnoliopsida; Lamiales; Lamiaceae
Product: glycine-rich cell wall structural protein 1.8-like
Exons: 2
Coding region: 1-906 (301 amino acids)
Source: RefSeq, a predicted model, not a curated record